Brachypodium distachyon (stiff brome) is the source of this 2623-nucleotide messenger RNA. RefSeq names its product F-box/kelch-repeat protein At1g55270. Bases 689 to 1942 code for a protein of 417 amino acids. Lineage: Eukaryota; Viridiplantae; Streptophyta; Magnoliopsida; Poales; Poaceae. The transcript has 2 exons. The record is from RefSeq and is a predicted model, not a curated record. Gene Ontology annotation, molecular function: protein binding.
GAGCCCGAUUUUCUUUGUCCUUCGCUCGGUCGUCUCUCUUCCGGCUCCCGGUCUUCUAGGGUUUGCGCCGCCCUCGUCCUUCCCGGGCUCCGGCGUUGCCGCCCUUCCCGAGCUCCGGCGCCGCCGCGUCCCUUCUCUCCCACCUCAGCCGCACCCUUCGCCCACCUCCGGCCCACCACCCGCCAUCAUCUUCCCUGCCAAAUCCCGAGAUCCGCCUCUGAGUCUCUCGCCGUCCACUCCGACGUCGCUGGCCGCCCCCAUCCUGCUGCUCUACGGGCCGGAGCUCGCCUCCGUCUCCUCGUUCGAUGCUGCUCACCUCCGUCGCCGGACCUGGUCCUCGUCCCUAAUCAAAUCGCCACUACCCAUCUUCCCGUCGUGGCUGGAGGUGGACCUCGUCCAUGGCUGACACUGCCCGCGUCGUCCCAACCACAAGCCAGCCUCCUCCCUUGCUCCUGGUGCCCCCACCGCUACCAGGUGCAGCGCACAUCGCCGAGGUCCUCAUCCUUCCCGAGCUCUAAGGUUCCGCCGAACCUCUCCAGCUAGGACGGCCUCUGUUCUCCGACGACCGGCUGCCAUCCCAUCCUCCUGUCUCUGCCGCUAGCCUCUCGUCCAUCGGCAGAUCUACGCAGGGGGCGAUCCUCUUUGUCCGCGGCCCACCCACCCUACCCGACGACGGUUCUCCCUCGCCAUGGUAGAGUCUGUGUCCUGCUACUGCAGGGUAGAUGGAGGCCUUAAAUCUGUUGUGAAUGCCAGAAAGCUUGUCUCUGGUGCUAAGCUAUGCAUGCAACCUGAUGUUAAACCGAACAAGCGCAAGUCAAGGAGCUCACGCAAGGAGAGGUGCCGAACUCAGGCGCCACUUCUGCCUGGCCUUCCUGAUGACCUGGCAAUUUCAUGUCUGAUGCGGGUUCCUCGAGUCGAGCACCCUAAUCUUCGUUUGGUCUGUAAACGAUGGAGCCGACUUUUAUCUGGUAAUUAUUAUUACUCAUUGCGCAAGAAAUUUGGCAUGGCAGAAGAAUGGGUUUAUGUAUUCAAAAGAGAUCGUGAUCAGAAGAUGUCUUGGCAUGCUUUUGAUCCAGUGCACCAGCUCUGGAAGUCACUUCCUCCAGUUCCACCUGAGUAUUCAGAAGCUACAGGCUUUGGUUGUGCUGUUCUCAGUGGCUGCUAUUUGUACUUAUUUGGUGGCAAAGAUCCGGUACGAGGAUCUAUGAGGCGUGUUGUGUUUUAUAAUGCUCGGACAAACAAAUGGCACCGGGCUCCAGAUAUGCUACGGAAGCGGCACUGCUUUGGCUCUUGUGUCAUAAACAACUGCCUCUAUGUUGCUGGCGGGGAGUGUGAAGGGAUACACAGAACUCUAAGAUCUGCCGAGGUUUACAAUCCAAACAGGAAUAGAUGGGCUUGUAUUACUGAAAUGAGCACAGGAAUGGUGCCUUUAGUAUCAGUUGUAUAUGAUGGCAAGUGGUUCCUAAAAGGAGUUGAUUCUCAUCAGCAGGUCGUGAGUGAGGUCUAUCUGCCAACAUUCAACAUGUGGUCAAGCACUGGUACUGAAAUGGUCGCGGGCUGGCGGAAUCCAAGCAUUUCCUUUAAUGGUCGACUUUAUUCAGUGGAUUGCCGGGAUGGCUGCAAGCUAAGAGUUUAUGAUGGGGACACGGGAUUGUGGACAAGAGUCAUUGACAGUAGGCGCCAUCUGAGCAGCUCACGGGCUUCUGAAGCUGCAGCUUUGGUCUCAUUGAAUGGAAAGCUCUGCAUUAUCCGCAAUAAUAUGAGCAUCACACUUGUUGAUGUUUCUGACCCAACAACAGUUAUUGAGAUUGACAGUGCCCGCAUGUUCGAGAGUUUUGUCCGGAGGGGCCAGCACAGAUCAUUCAUAGCAAACUUGUGGUCAACAAUUGCAGGUCGUCAGUGGAAGGCCCACAUUAUCCAAGCCCAAGUGCUCCAAGUUUGAGUAUGCUGUCUGUCUAGUGCAAACAUGCUCAAAUGUAUUUAUUUUUGACGGUAAAGAAAAACAGAUUUUGAAAGAACCCAUCAAUGGGAAGUUGGAAUAUGGGUACCAGUAUGACAGUACCCCAGCAUUGCAGCGAAGAGACAUUAUGUUGCCAGAAUGAGCAUCUGUUGGUUCCAUUCCUAUUCCUAUAGUUCUCAGAUAUUGACCAAGUUGCAUGAUGUUUAUGAAAGAGGACACCAAAACCUUGGUUGCCUAUGAAAAUGUGGGAGUCUCUGAGGGGAAGAGGAACCUUCCGUAAUAUGGAUGGUUCAUCCAGAAGUGCUCAAGAUUUUGGUGAGCUGAUGCUAUUGAUGAUAGACAGCAGAAAGCGCACCUUAUCCUGAGGCUCAUGAAUGUGCUAUUCAUUGCUGUUAGCAUAUUAGGCAUGUCAAACUGUAUGUGUUGUAGCAGCAGACUAUACUUGAAAUGUAAGAGGAAUAAUGGUGUGUUUGAUUUGUGCCAAAACCAACCCCACAAAAUUUUGGGCCUUGCCCAUCAGUGCCAAGGAUUGGCAACAAAAAAAACUUCAGAUUUGGCGACAAACCAAAACCCUAAAUCGUAUGUUUAUGUUUUGAAAACCUUUCUGCCUGGUUGUUAUGCCCUUGCAAGUUUUGGCAUUUGAUCUGUAUAGAUGAUUUGAUA